Messenger RNA from Ascoidea rubescens DSM 1968, 387 nucleotides. It is a transcript of the gene DPB4, whose product is annotated as DNA polymerase epsilon noncatalytic subunit. The annotation marks the transcript as partial. Gene Ontology annotation, cellular component: epsilon DNA polymerase complex; CHRAC. NCBI's taxonomy places the organism in Eukaryota, Fungi, Ascomycota, Saccharomycetes, Ascoideales, Ascoideaceae. The record is from RefSeq and is a predicted model, not a curated record. Gene Ontology annotation, biological process: leading strand elongation; heterochromatin formation; DNA damage response. Gene Ontology annotation, molecular function: chromatin DNA binding; protein heterodimerization activity. The transcript has a single exon.
AUGCCACCAAAGGGAUGGAGAAAAAACCCAGAUGGAACAUAUCCACCUCCCAACCACGACCAUGAAAAGAUCUCUAUUGAUGAGAUUUUAUUUCCAAAGGCAACUCUACUUCGAUUAUCGAAAUCAGUAUUACAGGAUGGUAAUUUAAUUUCCAGAGACUCAGUAACUGCGAUUCAAAGAUCGGCUACAGUUUUUGUUUCUCAUUUGAUGCUAUUCGCAAGAAAUAUAACCUCAGAGAAUGGCAGGAGCACUGUUAAUACUCAGGAUUUAUGUGAAGCAUUAGAAAAAGUUGGGUAUGGGAGUUUUGUGCCAACCAUUCAAAAAGAUUUGGAAGUGUUCAUUGAGAAUAAAAAACAGAAAAAAAUGAGAAAGCUUCAAGAAAAAGAG